AUGCCAUUUGGUAAGAAGGGAAAGCUAAAUCCCCGAUAUAUCGGACCUUAUAGGAUCGUCCGAAAGGUAGGCCAGGUAGCUUAUGAAUUGGAGCUACCAACAGAACUGCAAGCAGUUCACCUAGUUUUUCAUGUAUCCAUGCUAAGAAAAUAUAUUGGAGAUCCCUCCAGAAUCGUAUCUGUUGAUGAUAUACAAGUUACAAAGAAUCUGACAUACGAGGAAGAACCAAUUGCCAUUCUUGACAGACAAGUCCGUAGACUCAGAAACAAAGAUGUGGCUUCAGUCAAGGUUAUAUGGAGGAGUAAAUAUAGGGAAGAGAUGACGUGGGAAGCUAAGGCAGAAAUGAAGUCAAAGUAUCCCCAUUUAUUCCCUGCCCUUGAGAGGAUACUAUUCCGGAGGAAUCCUGCAAGAUUCUGCAUUAUCUGCAAAUCACUUACAAGGUAA
Molecule: messenger RNA, 444 nt
Organism: Lycium ferocissimum
Lineage: Eukaryota; Viridiplantae; Streptophyta; Magnoliopsida; Solanales; Solanaceae
Exons: 1
Coding region: 1-444 (147 amino acids)
Source: RefSeq, a predicted model, not a curated record